Molecule: messenger RNA, 2209 nt
Organism: Rhododendron vialii
Lineage: Eukaryota; Viridiplantae; Streptophyta; Magnoliopsida; Ericales; Ericaceae
Product: exocyst complex component EXO70B1-like
Exons: 1
Coding region: 130-1947 (605 amino acids)
Biological process (GO): exocytosis
Cellular component (GO): exocyst
Molecular function (GO): phosphatidylinositol-4,5-bisphosphate binding
Source: RefSeq, a predicted model, not a curated record
UAUAUUCAACCUUUCCUACUUCUGUCCACUUCUCACACUCCUCCGCAAGUCAAAUUAACCAAACGAUUUGGCUUCUUUCUACAUUCCACCUUCACGCCAUCAUCGGAGCCUCCAUUUCCAUUUCCGACCAUGGACCCACCGGAACCCCCCCAACUAACUUUCGAAUCAGCUGAAAACGUUAUUCUCCGUUGGGACACGACGUCGUCGGAACAGCCUAGAGACCGGACGAUCUUCGACGGCGGCGAUCGCCACGAGAUCAAUCAGUACAUCGACGCCGUUGACGAGAUUCAACGCUCCCUCGAAUCGGCGACGUUGACCGAACCCGACCACCAGAGCAAGGCCAAGACCGCCAUCCGGAUCGCCAUGGCCCGGCUCGAGGAUGAGUUCCGUAACCUGCUCACGGCCCACACCUCCCCCAUCGAAACCGAUUGCCUCGUCGAUCCAAACUCCUCUUUCAAAAAACACUGUAGAACCAACUCCUCUUCAGACGGCGCCGUUUUGCGCGCCGAAAGCUUCACCGACGACGAAGGACUCGAGAGCAGAACCUGCGUGAGUUACCGUUUCGCAAAUAGGAUCUGCGAAAUCGAUUCGAUACCGUCAGACGCCAUUUCCGACCUCAGAAGCAUAGCAGAAAGGAUGAUCUCAGCUGGAUACCUUCGGGAGUGUGUUCAGGUGUGCGUUGGUGUACGGAGGUCUUGCGUGGACGCGAGCCUCGUACGGCUCGGGAUCGAGAAAUCUAGCAUCGACGAUAUCCAACGGAUGGAGUGGGAGAAUUUAGAAACGAUGAUCCGAUGGUGGAUUCGAGCGGCUAGGGUUUCGAUACGGAUGGUGUUCGCGAGUGAGAAGAGGCUGUGCGAGCAAAUCUUUCGAGAUUUAGGUAGUUCUUCGAUAGAUGAAUUUUGUUUCUUGGAGACCGUUAAAGUUCAAGCGCUUCAACUGUUUAAUUUCGCUGGAGCCAUAAGUCUAAGUCCCCGGGCGCCUGAGAAGCUGUUUAAAAUACUCGAUUUACACGAUGCGAUGUUGGAUUUAUUGCCCGACAUAGAGGUGGUUUUCGAGUCCGAGUUGUCGAAGAUGAUUCGAGUUGAGGCCGCGGAGAUACUGUCUGAGCUAACAGAGGCAGUGAGAGGGAUUUUAACGGAGUUUGAAAAUGCCGUGCUUAAUGAGCCGUCUAAGGUUGCGGUUCCGGGAGGUACGAUUCAUCCCUUGACUAGGUACGUAAUGAAUUACAUGUGUCUGAUUACUGAUUACAAGCAAACCUUGGUUGACUUGAUUGUGUCGAAACCGGAGUUGAGGCAUUCGGAUGAUCCGACGGAUGUGGAAUUUGAGGUGGUGGAGGGGAGAACUCCCCUGGCUUCCCAUUUGAUAUGGAUAAUUGUGAUAUUACAAUCCAAUUUGGAUGGUAAGUCCAAGCAUUACAAAGACCCUGCAUUGGCUCAUUUAUUCAUGAUGAACAAUGUUCAUUAUAUAGUUCAGAAGGCCAAAGGGUUUCCGGAUUUGAAAGAGAUGAUUGGAGUUGGUUAUCUAAAGAAAUUAAGUGGCAAGUAUAGGCAGUUGGCGACUAGCUACCAGCGAUCAACUUGGGUGAAGGUGAUGCACUGUUUGCGGGAUGAGGGGUUACAUGGCAGUGGGAGUUUCUCUGGGGUUUCAAAGAGUGCUCUAAGAGAGAGAUUCAAAAGUUUCAACGCGACGUUUGAAGAGGUUCAUAAGACUCAAGCCAUGUGGCUGAUACCAGAUGCUCAGCUUCGGGAGGAGCUUCGGAUACAAAUUUCAGAGUUGUUGAUUCCUGCUUACACGUCGUUUCUUGGCAGAUUCAGGAGCUAUAUAGAGAGUGGGAAGCAUCCCGAGACCUUCAUCAAGUACUCCGUUGAGGACCUUGAAGCACAUAUCUUGGAUUUCUUCGAGGGUACCUCAGCUUCGCAGCAGCAGUUGAAGAGGAGAUCUCAGUGAAAGCCUGGGAUUGCGUUGUUUAAGUCAGAAGCAUAGGAAUUUUUUGUUUUUGAAUUUGUUAGUGGAGUGUUUGGUUUGGGUAUGCAGAGAUCAACUAGACUUGCCCAGAACAACCAAAUCACUCAACCUGGAUGCUUCUUCCCUGUAAGAUGUUGUAUGUUUCGUCAAUUCUAGUUUUUUUGCUUCUCAAUUAUUCACAUUAGGAUUGUUGUAUCUGUUGUACUCUGAUAUUUACAUGCCAUUACAAUUUUGAAACCAGAAA